Molecule: messenger RNA, 1638 nt
Organism: Drosophila eugracilis
Lineage: Eukaryota; Metazoa; Arthropoda; Insecta; Diptera; Drosophilidae
Exons: 1
Coding region: 179-772 (197 amino acids)
Source: RefSeq, a predicted model, not a curated record
UUUUUUUUUUACUCCGUUCAGUUGGUGCAACACACGGGCCUAGAACGCGCUGCUCUUUCUGCUGCUCUCCACUUCGCGUUAAAAGUAAACCAAUUUACUUAUUUUUUAUUCAAGUGUUUCGAAAUACCAGUGUGAUCCUUGUGAAAAAUGAGCUAAUAACAACAACGGCUAACCAAUAAUGAACACUUUAGGCCUAUUGAUGUUGAGCCUUUUGGGCCUAGUUGAUAGCUAUCUAUCUAGCCAUCAGCAGCCUUUGCUAAGGAAUAUCAUUAAAGUGCGAGCCAGUGGCUUUAUGCCUUUUGAAUCGGAUUUACUAUUACCCCUGAAUAUACUCCGGCAAUUGCAAUCGCAGGAUCGAUCAUCGCGAUAUAUUGGCCAGCGACCCAAGCCGAUAGUUAGGCCAAAGGUCAAGCAGCAAAUCAGAUUGGAAAGAGCCCAUCCACUGAGAGAGGCCAAAGGCGUUCAACUCUAUAAUCUGAUCGAUGAUGAUGGUGAAUUACUGCUGAAUCUGAAGGUACACAAUGAGCCAAAGGGAUAUCCUUCGAGAAAUUAUCAAGAAAGUUUGCCAGAGGAGAAAGUAAACCAAAGUAAAUACCAAGGCUACGAUUCACCGUGGAUGCCCUCGAAAUGGAGACCCACCAGCGAGUUUCCUUUGGGUGUGACCUCUUCAUCGCCACGCCCACUGCCGCUGCAUCAGUAUCUGGGACAAAGUAAUCGAAUUGAACAGAGUACAGGAAAACGAAGGCGGCAGGACAUUUGGCCACAUAAAUAAGAGAUUUCAUUUUAAUCUUAAAUUUAUUUAUUAAUUUAUUUAAAAAAAUUACUAACUAAAACAGCACCAAGAGAGCACAGGCGCAGAUUAUAGAUUAAUGGAACUGAUUUUAGGCUAAGGAAAAUGGUUUUUUCUUUUCUGAUUUUUAAAUAUUUCACCAGAAAGUCUUUAAAUUACUUAAUAUUCUUUUUGUAAAGCUUAAAAUCAGUUGCCAUUUCUCUCUGUGUGUCAAUUUACAAAGUGAAUCAUAAGAUAUAAGCCGCCUAUUAAGCCACAUCGUUCAAAGUAAUCCCUAAGCUACAAGACGACACAUCCCACAGACUAAAGCAAACAACACAAAGUUAAUCCAUAAGAUACAAAAAAAAAACACGCACACAACAACUUAAAACUCACUUGCAAGAAUAAUCCCUAAGACACAUCUAAAUCCAUGUCUAAACUUAAAAAUAAAAACGUUAAGAUAUACGAAAUAAAUGCUUUAGAUUUUGGAAGUUAGAUCCAUGAAAAAACCAACAUAAAACCGGCGAUGAACAGGUCGUUGAGCUACCGCUAAAUUGGAUGACUAUAUGCUGGUAGAUGGUAAUAUGGUAAUAUCGUUGGAUCGAUUGGGUUGAAAGUGAAAUUGAAACGCGAAUCGAAAGUGGACAGGCAGCCAGCCAGCCCAUUGAAUGGAACUGAAUGGAAGUUUAAGUUAAAUCAAAAUCAAAUCAAUAAAAUGCUAAUUUAAAAGCUUAACGAACCGUAAAUAGAGAUGGCAUUAGAAUAGCAAUAGCAGGUAAAUUUUGUUUUUAAAUUAAGUUUGGGAAAGAGGCGAGAGCUUUAGAUUGGAUAAUAGGUAAAGUCUGGCCAACUUUCUAGUUAGAACUUUC